This is a messenger RNA of Asparagus officinalis (garden asparagus), 3942 nucleotides long. RefSeq names its product protein CROWDED NUCLEI 1-like. The record is from RefSeq and is a predicted model, not a curated record. Lineage: Eukaryota; Viridiplantae; Streptophyta; Magnoliopsida; Asparagales; Asparagaceae. Gene Ontology annotation, cellular component: nucleus. Gene Ontology annotation, biological process: nucleus organization. The coding region runs from base 145 to 3546 and encodes 1133 amino acids. The transcript has 8 exons.
GGAGGUGGCGAUGACGUGGAGGUUUGGAGGAAGUUUAGGGACGAGGGUUUGCUUGAUGAGUCGGCGCUGAAGAGGAAAGAUAGGGAGGCGCUGGCUUCAAGGAUUGAAGAGCUUGAGGAAGAGCUCCAUGGAUAUCAGUAUCAGAUGGGACUUCUCCUGAUUGAGAAGAAGGAGUGGUCUUCCAGACAUGAAGAAAUUAUGCUUCGUCUCUCGGAAGCAGAGGAGAUAUUGAAACGAGAACAAGCAGCACACAUUAUUGCUAUAUCAGAGUCAGAGAAAAGGGAGGAGAAUCUGCGGAAGGCCUUGGGGAUUGAGAAACAGUGUGUUACAGAUCUCGAGAAGGCACUACGGGAGAUGCGUGCUGAAAUUGCAGAAGUUAAGUUUACUUCUGAUAAAAAAAUGGCAGAAGCGCAUGCUCUUGAAACGAGUAUUGACGAGAAGCAUUUGGAGGUUGAAAGGAAAUUGCACUCUGCUGAUGCUAAGCUUGCGGAAGCAAGUAGGAAGAGCUCUGAGAUAGAUAGAAAAUUAGAGGACGUGGAGGCCCAUGAACGCAAAGUUCAACGGGAACUAUCUGCUUUGAGCACUCAACGGAAGAACUUUGAGAAGGAUAUUGCUGAUCGAGAAAACCAUCUGCGGGAUUGGGAAAGAAAACUCCAGGAUGGUCAGAAGAGACUUGUCGAGGGGCAAAGGUUUCUCAAUGAGAGAGAGGACAGAGUAAAUGAUGUAGAUAGGGUUCUUAAUAAGAAGGAAGAGGAACUUGAAGAAGCAAGGAAAAUGAUCGACGUCACUAUAAAUUCUCUGAAAGAUAAGGAGGAAUCUAUUGAUAUGAGGCUAAGGGCAUUAGAUUCUAAAGAGAAGGAUGCUACUGGUAAGAUGAAGAACCUUGAGAAGAAAGAGAAAGAUUUAUUGAAAACAGAGGAGAAACUCAAUGCUCGUGAACGAGUGGAGAUGCAAAAGCUCCUUGAUGAACAUAACAGUAUAUUAGAUGCCAAGAAGAAAGAGUUCGAACUGGAGCUAGAGAAAAAGCAGAAAUCCUUUGAUGAAGAAAUAAAAAGCAAACUUCACACAGUUGAUAAACAAAACAAGGAAAUUAGCCGGAAAGAGGAAAACAUUAAUAAGAGAGAACAAGCAUUAGAGUCUAAAAUGGAGAAACUAAAAAUUAAGGAGAAAGAUCUAGAUACCAAGUCAAAAGCUUUGAAGAAGUGGGAGGAAUCAGUAAAAUCCGACGAGAAGAAGUUGCAUGAAGAUAGGGAGAAGGUAAUAAAACAAUUGGAGGAACUUCAGUUGUCCAGAACAGAACUCGAUACCUUGAGGGCUGCAGUAAGAGCUGAAGAACAGCAGCUUGUCUGUGAGAAAGAAGGCCUUAGAUUGACUAAAGAAGAGAGGGACCAACAUCUCCUACUGCAAUCUAAACUGAAAGAAGAAAUUGAGGAGUAUAGCAGGAUUAAAGAGUCACUUGUCCAAGAAAGCGAGGCACUGAGAAAUGAGAGGGAGAAAUUUGAGAGAGAGUGGGAAGCGCUGGAUGUGAAGAAAUUAGCGCUGGAAACUGAGAUAAAGAAGGUCAAUGAUGAGAGGGAGAGGUUUGAAAAAUGGAGACACAAUGAGCAGGAAAGAUUGAAAAACGAAGAUCUUCAGGCAAAAGCAGAAAUUGAGAGGCAGUUGGAAGACCUUAGGUUGAAAAAAAUAGCUUUCGAGAACACAAUGGAACAUGAGCGUUUGAUGGCUCGUGAAGAAGUUGAAAGGCAGCUGGCUGAUGUUGCCCGGGAGCUUGAGCUACGUAAGCAUGACCUUGAGAUGAAUAUGCAUAAAAAACAGGAAGAUGCGGAGAAGAGACUACAGGAAAAGGAAAAGGAAUUUGAAAUGAAAAGAGAAAUUGAAGUUAAUAGCAUUAAUUCCUUAAUCAAUUUAAAUGAUUCAAAAUUUCGGAAGCUAAAGCUUGAACAAGACCGAUUGGAGAGGGAGAAGGAAGAACUCAGUCUCAACAAAAAGAAACUUGAGUCAGGUCAACUCGAAAUACAGAAAGACAUAGACACGCUUCGCUUGCUUAGCAAAAACCUUAAAGAUCAACGUGUGGAAUUUGUCAAGGAGAAAGAAAGGUUUCUUGCUGCAGCUGAGCAGUGUAGCACUUGCCACAACUGUGGGGUCUCAAUAACUGGAUUACAGGUUGUUGGUCUUCAAACUACAGUAGAGGAUGUGCUUCUGCCAAGCCUUGCCGAUAGCUACUUAGAGGAGCAUUUGAAAGGUAAGCAAGCCGAUCCAUCUCCUCAAGGUACUGCCUCCAGAUCUCUUGGGUCAGGAUUUCUACAGAAGUGUUCCAGGCUUUUCAGGUUCUCUCCUGGAAAGAAUGUAGAGCCCUCUACCGAAGGCCAGAUUGAACAGCCUAUUGAGUUCAACGAGCGACUUGAUAUGGUUGCAUCUGAGGAUGUUACAAAUCACGGGGCUGCUAAUAAUUCUUUUGAUGGUCAGCCAGCGGAAAUUGGUGAUGAUGCCAGGGUUAGCAAGGAUGCACAAAGGCUAGAUAAAGUUGGGGAUGAGCCCGAACCAUCUCUUGGUGUAGGUGAUAAUUCUAUUGAUAUUGUGAGGAUGUCUGAUUAUGAUGCUAGAGAUGCCGAAGGGGAAGUUGCUACCUCAAUUGAUGGGCAACAUGAAACUGAGGGAUCAUCUCGACCUCCUGAAGAUGACUCUCAGCCCCAGCCAUCAAAGCAGCGGCGAAGACAGCCAAGCAAGAGAGGCAAGGCUAAAACAGUAAAAAGAACACGCGCUGAUAUUGCAGUUGUCAAAGAUGCCAAAGCUAUUCUUGAAGAAACGACUGAUUUGAAAGUGGAUGGAGAGCCAAAGGGGGAUGCAAGAGAUUCUCAGCGUAUUGAUGAAGAAAGCCACGGAGCUUCAGUUCAUAAUGAGCAAACCAGUGCAAGGCAGAAAAGGCGGCGCCCACAGACAUCUGAAAUGACUACCAGUGAGCUGGAAGCAGAGGAUACUCAUUCUCAAAGUGUGUCUGUGGGAGGGCGGCGUAAAAGGCGACAGACGUCAACAACUGGGAUGCAGGCCACUGGAGAAAGGCGCUACAAUCUUAGGCGUUCUACAGUUGCUGCAAGCUCAGCUGCAGCAACCCAGGCAACAUCUGAUCAGGCAAAAGGACACAAAGCCGAAAGUCAGCAGCUUUCACAUGAUAAUGAAAUCUCAAAGGGUGAUCAUGUUGGAGAAGGAACUUCCAAGAAUGGGGCUGUGAUUUCACCUUCAUCUGCUUUUGUUGAAGAAAAUAACAAAGUUUCUCACACAAUGCAGAAAUGCACGACAAGAAGUGUCAUGGAAGUGUCAUCCAAGGAAAUGGGAGUUCGUGUGGAGCGUGAGUUUAUAGAAUCAGUGGACAUCAGCGAGAGGAUGGAGGAAGACGAGGAUGAAGUAGACGGUGCAGCAGCAGUAAGUGAACCAGCGACGCCCUCAGCCACCGAAGACGGUGAUGAUUUUGAUGAAGACGACGACGACGAUGUUGGGAAGCAUAAUGCUUCAAUAGGGAAGAAGCUAUGGAAGUUCUUCACAACUUGACGUCUGGAUUUUGCGGCUUCCUAUUAAUAUUUUUUCUCCCCACUCUGACUCCUUUUAAGUUUCUAACUUCAAAAAGGUUCUUUGUGUAGUCAUUAUGUGUACUAAUUUGUUGGAAGAGGUGGAUUUAGGGUUGGAUGUAUCAUUGAGGGAUGUAUUAUUAGUAAUUAGUGUUCGCUACUUGUAAUUUUUUUUCCAUUAGUAACGUAGCUUAUGAAAACCUUGUAUCAGUAUCAGGUGGAUCUAGGUUUAUUUACAGGCCGCCUCGUGUCAUGUGUAGUCUGAAAUCUUGUCACGUCGGGUAAAGCUAUGGUUAUGGAUCUAAUGAUCAUUUGUAUUGUAAUCAGAUGAGUAAUUGAUUUUCUUUUAAGUUUCUGGUGCUCCGUUAAAUGUUGUGUU